Soboliphyme baturini is the source of this 309-nucleotide messenger RNA. The record is from the annotation of a GenBank genome assembly. NCBI's taxonomy places the organism in Eukaryota, Metazoa, Nematoda, Enoplea, Dioctophymatida, Soboliphymatidae.
AUGUCAUUGCAGGACCAAAUACCCGGAGUAAGUAUGUUUCAGAAGCCAGAGGAAGCCAUUAAAGGUGGCAGCAGUCAAUACGGCAAUACGUAUAUGUAUUAUUUUUCGCACGAAACAGAGGAUUAUGAAAGGUACGGCCUGAAAGGCUCUGUCCACCUCGAAGACCUGCCGUACAUUUUGGGCUACCCGUUCUUCCAGAACGGCCCGACGAUCGAAUUCGAUGCCUUUGGCCUGAAAUUCGCGGAUGAGGAGAGGGCGCUGAGUCAAGUGCUAAUGCACUACAUAUCAACGUUCGUAAAAACCGGGUAA